Molecule: messenger RNA, 1513 nt
Organism: Parus major (Great Tit)
Lineage: Eukaryota; Metazoa; Chordata; Aves; Passeriformes; Paridae
Product: protein phosphatase 1 regulatory subunit 16A-like
Exons: 3
Coding region: 886-1239 (117 amino acids)
Cellular component (GO): cytoplasm
Molecular function (GO): phosphatase regulator activity; enzyme inhibitor activity
Source: RefSeq, a predicted model, not a curated record
UUUGUUGACUGUUUCUGGGAAUUUUGGGAGCUGUUUCUGGGAAUUUUUGGAAGUUGUUUCCGGGAAUUUUGGGGCUGUUUCAGUGGAAUUCGCCAUUUGUGGAAUUUUUUAAACAAGCUGAGGAUCCGUUUUCCCACGGAUCCGGAAUCCCGACGGGAUCCAUCCCCCUCCCCUUUCUCCCCGGCUUUUCCCUCGGCAUUCCAAAGGGAUUUACCCCGGGAUUAAGGGAAUUCUUCCCCCUUUUCCCCCUGGCCGGACUUUGCCCGCUCCGGGGAGGGAAGAACCCGCCUUGGGAAUCUCGCUCCGCCGGAAUCCUCCAGAAUCCGCCCGGCCCUGCCCUCGGGGGCGGAGGCGCUCCCGGUUUUUCCGCUCCCGGAAUUCUCCUGGAUCCCUUGUUGGAUCAAUUUUCCCGGCGAUCCAUUCCAAAAAAAACCCAAAAUCAAAAAAAAUCUGCGAUCUCCAGGAGUCUUUUUGGGGUUUUUUUUUGGUUUUUUGGGAGUUUCCCAACCUUGGGAAUUCCGGUUGGAUUCGAGGUCAAUCCUGGAUUAGGAAAACCGGGAAAACCGGCCGUGCCUUGGGCCUCUCCCUGGAUUUAACAACCCCAAUAUUUUUUUUAAAAAUCCUUAGGAUUCAUCCCACACCGUCUUCCCAGGAAGAGAAAAAAAAAACCCCCUGGGAAUCACCAAACAAGGAAAAAAAAUCCACCAAACCAUCGGAUCCGCCGGGAAUCCCACCCUCGGAAAAGGGAUCAAAACCAACGGGAAAUGCUCCCAAAACCCCGAUCCUCUCCGGAUCCCGGGAUAGAGGGAUAAAAACCCGCCGGCAGCCGGCGGGGGUGAUGCUCCCGGCCCUCAUUCCCGAGGUUUUCCCGGGAAUUCCCGGAUCAUGGCGGAGCACCAGGAGCUGCUGGCGGAGAUGCCGGCGGUUUCCCGGCUCAGCACCCCGGAGCGGCUCCGGCACGCGCAGAAGCGCCGGGCGCAGCAGCUGCGCAAGUGGGCGCAGGCGGAGAAGGAAAUGCCGGGAACGGGAGCGGGAAGCGAGAGGAGGAGGAGGAGGAGGAGGAAGAGCGGGAAGAGGGUGACGUUCCCGGCCAGCGUGCGGCUCCUGGAAGCGGCGGCGCGGCGCGACGCCGAGGAAGUCCGGCAGUUCCUGGAGAGCGGGAUCAGCCCCGACCUGUGCAACGAGGACGGGCUGACGGCGCUGCACCAGCUCCAUCCCUUCGUCCCCAAAUCCCGGUGAUCCCAGAUCCGGGUGUUUCCCAUCCCAAAUCCCGAUGUUCACGUCCUUCCCAUCCCGUUGAUUGGUGAUCCCGGAUCCCGCUGAUCCCGAAUCCCAGAGAUCCUGAAUCCCAGUGAUCCCAAAUCCCAGAGAUCCCGAAUCCCAGAGAUCCCAAAUCCCAGAGAUCCCAAAUCCCAGUGAUCCCGAAUCCCAGAGAUCCCAAAUCCCAGAGAUCCCGAAUCCCAGAGAUCCCGAAUCCCAGUGAUCCAAAAUCCCAGAGAUCCCAAAUCCCGCU